AUGCCGGACGAACUCAACUCGCCUCCGGAUGGCAUCAUCGAUGGCUAUCAUGGUCACAGCUUGACGAUUCGCAUUCUCAUGAUCGUCUUCUCGUCCAUCGCAUUGUAUAAUGCCAUUGAACUGUUCAUCCUCUUGUUUCUGACUUUUCAGCAUUAUCGUGGCCUCUACUUUUGGUCCUUGUUACUAUCCGUCGUGCUGGGUGUCAUCCCCCAUACGAUUGGCUAUAUUCUGGUAUUUUUCAACCUCGCGCCAACAUGGCUGUCACUCACGAUAUCCACCAUUGGCUUCUAUGUCAUGGUGCCGGGUCAGUCAGUAGUUCUAUACUCACGUCUCCAUUUGGUGGUCCAGAACAGUCGGAUCCUGCGAUUCGUGCUCUGGCUCAUCAUCGUUGACGCCUUUAUUCUUCUGAUCCCCACCACCAUCCUCACUUUCUCCACCGCCUAUGUCCAAACCCUUCCUUUCAUCCGAGGCUACAAUGUCGUAGAGCGCCUGCAGCUAGCUUGGUUCUGUCUCCAGGAGUUUGUGAUAUCAGGCAUCUACAUCCACGAAACAGUCAAAUUACUCAAAUUGAUGCCAAACAAAGAUCAGCGGCGAUCGAGGAUUAUGUACGAGCUGUUGGCUAUCAACUUUGUCAUUAUUCUGAUGGAUGUCGCCCUGCUCGUGGUCGAAUAUAUUGGAUACUACUCGCUGCAGACGACGUUGAAACCGAUGGUCUACAGCAUUAAACUGAAGCUCGAGUUUGGUGUCCUUGGAAAGCUUGUCUCCCUCGUGCAGACCAAUCGCUCCCAGCCCACAUCCACCGAGCAUGAAGAGUACCCAGGCUUUGUGGACCCGUCGCAGCUUACGUCGGACGUCACUCACGCCAUGCCGGCUGAAUCGCGCGUGCCUCGUGGUAUGAGUGCUUGGAACAACAUCUCCCUGGAGAGCUUGCCCAUGUCCGAACGACGAAUGCGCCCUUCGACGAAUUCGACCGAUAAUUCACAACCACCUUGA
Molecule: messenger RNA, 993 nt
Organism: Penicillium atrosanguineum
Lineage: Eukaryota; Fungi; Ascomycota; Eurotiomycetes; Eurotiales; Aspergillaceae
Exons: 1
Coding region: 1-993 (330 amino acids)
Source: RefSeq, a predicted model, not a curated record